Molecule: messenger RNA, 2474 nt
Organism: Sebastes umbrosus (honeycomb rockfish)
Lineage: Eukaryota; Metazoa; Chordata; Actinopteri; Perciformes; Sebastidae
Product: carbohydrate sulfotransferase 12-like
Exons: 5
Coding region: 524-1771 (415 amino acids)
Biological process (GO): proteoglycan biosynthetic process; carbohydrate biosynthetic process
Cellular component (GO): membrane
Molecular function (GO): sulfotransferase activity
Source: RefSeq, a predicted model, not a curated record
AAUUUUUCCCCUCAUGAGCUCACUCUGCUCUGCUGAAAAAAAACAAAAAACUCCCAACUACACAAACUCUCGCGAUACUUGGUGUCCUACUCUCGCUCCAUCUUUUCCUCCAGGACUCGCAUCAUCACAGGCUCAGCUGACGCGGCGCUGGGAGCUGGCGGGCACAGAAAAGAGGUGAGAAAAGGGUGCUGCAGGCAUGGAGCAGAGGUGAGAGUUUAUCCAUGGAUGGCCAGCUAGUUACACUCCUGCAGUGCAGCAGCAGCAUGAUAAGCCCACCACAGACUCUGCUAUAGCUGCCAUCUAUCUAUCUAUCGCCAUGGUGAGAGAGAGCUCCUGGACCUUGACUCUGUUGCCAUGGUGACCCUGUAGCAAGAACCUUAUGACUCCAAUCUGUUGCCCCGGUGAUCACAUAAAAAGACCCAGGUAACUAUUUCAAUCUGCUGCCAUGGUGACGGUGUAGAGACACCCUGUAAAGUCGUAGUCAGUUGCUAUGGUGAUCCUGUAGCAAGCAGCGACACUCACUAUGGGAACGUCCAGGAUGUUCCGCAUCUUCGUCGUCCUAGGCUCGGCCUUCAUGAUCCUCCUGAUCAUCAUUUACUGGGACGACGUCGGAGCCUCACAUCUGUAUCUGCACACCCCCGUUUCCCCGGGACCCAAGAUCCCACAUCCCCCGCCUCAUCAGCGAGCUCAGACCUCCCGGACGCCGUCCUUCCUGUCCGACAUCGAUGCCUUCGUCAACCAAUUCUUAGAGCCGGGAACCGGCGAGCCCACAGACCCCGUCCCCGCCGACACAAGUAACCAAUCAGAGAAAGCAGAGGAACGGUAUAUACCGCGGCGGGAGUGGAAGAUUCACCUGACUCCAGUGGCGGCCGAGCUCCGUGAGAGACAGGAGCAGCGACGGAGGUUACUCCAGGAGAUGUGCGCCAAUGACAGCGUGGUGUUUCCUGGCAAGAACCGUUCGUUUGACGACAUUCCCAACAGGGAGCUGGAUCACCUUAUCGUGGACGACAGGCAUGGCAUCAUCUACUGCUAUGUUCCCAAGGUAGCGUGCAGUAACUGGAAGCGCAUCAUGAUAGUUCUCAGUGAAAGCCUGCUGCGGGACGGCGUUCCCCAGAGAGACCCGCUGGCCAUCCCCAGGGACCUGGUCCACAACAGCAGCAUGCACUUUACCUUCAACAAGUUCUGGAAACGUUACGGCAAGUUUGCAAAGCACCUCAUGAAGGUGAAGCUGAAGAAGUACACCAAGUUCAUUUUUGUGCGGGACCCCUUCGUGCGCCUCAUCUCCGCCUACCGGAACAAAUUUGAGCUGCGCAACGAGGACUUCUAUCGACGCUUUGCACAGGUCAUGCUGCGCCGCUACGGCAACCAGCCGACGCCUCCGGCCUCUGUGGACGAGGCGUUCGGCGUGGGCAUCCACCCCUCCUUCUCCAACUUCAUCCAGUAUCUCCUGGACCCUCAGACGGAGAAGGAGAUGCCCUUCAACGAGCACUGGCGGCAAGUGUAUCGGCUUUGCCACCCUUGCCAGAUUCAGUACGACUUUGUGGGCCACCUGGAGACCGCGGAGGAGGACGCAGAGCACCUGCUGCGCCAGCUGCGAGUGGACAACGUGGUGGAGUUCCCCACCUCCCACAGGAACCUCACAGCCAGCAGCUGGGAGUCCGAUUGGUUCAGCACGGUGCCCGUCGAGGCUCGGAGAGAACUCUACAAGCUGUACGAACCUGACUUCAGGCUCUUUGGCUACGACAGACCGGACUCCAUCUUCAAUGAGUGACUUUCUACAUAACUGACCCAGACACACACAGACAACAUGUCCUUUAAUACUACACUCCAACAACAGUGACACCUCCCUUUGUUCUGGGCUUUUGCAGACGUGUCCUCCGGUCUUGUGUGUCCUACACUGAAUGUGCACGUUAUUAAGGACACUCACUGCUCCAAGGAAGCACACUAAUGAGGUGAAGCCAGGUUAAUAGCCAUUAUUCAAUCACAACGAUAACAAGAAGCACACAAGUAAGAGUGCAAACAGCAUGUGUCCCUAACAUGUUGUACAUUCAGUGUAGUCCUUAACUCAAAACUCCACGCCGAGUGUCAAGCACUCCCAACGUUGAUGUCACGCCACGCCUGGCAUUUGUGAUGUCACAGUUGUGUUGUGACAAUCCUGUCUCCCACAAAAUGAUGUUCUCAUACAACUAAACCGCAUUCUCAAUUACGUAAUUUCCCCUGGAUUACUCUCGCACUUUUAAACAAUUUUAAACAUUAACUUUGUAAAUUGAAGCAAAACAAAACGAAAAAAACGCAACAACACUACUUUGUUAGGUUUAUUAAAAAAAACAUUGUUUGACUUAAAGAUGCUAUUGAUAACAUUGAUAACAUUCAGCCGCUAGAUGUCACUAUCUCCCCCGUUCCAUUGCUUUUACUUUACAACAAGUCGUUGCCAGACACUUACCGUCAAUUGCAGCCACUUAUGACGACCCAGA